UGCUGUACUGUAUUGCUUCCAAACUGCCAUUAUAUUUUGAGGGAAAACGUAAAACCAUGACAGCGAAAGUCACGGUCACCUCCACAGAAACUAUCAAACCAACUUCACCAACUCCCCACCACUUAAAAGCCCACAAGCUCUCCUUUCUUGAUCAGCUCCAUCCUACCAUCUUCAGUCAUGUUGGCCUUUACUAUCUCGUGGACGAAUCCCUUUCCCCGCCUAACGUCGCCGAUAUAUUGAACCGAUUGAAGGAAUCACUCUCGAAGGCCUUAACCCUCUUUUACCCCCUCGCCGGAAGAAUCAACAUUGACCGACGCUCAAUCGAUUGUAACGACGAGGGGUUGUAUUACUCGGAAGCCCGAGUUAAUUGCCAUCUAUUGGACUUUCUCAGGAAACCGGAUCUAGACUUGCUAAACGAUUUCUACCCUUGCCAUCCGACUAAGCCCGAACCGUUUGCAAAAAUUUACCCGGUUAUGAUUCAAGUGAAUAUUUUUGAAUGCUCUGGGAUUGCUAUUGGUUUGUGUCUUUCACAUAAAAUCCUUGAUGGAAUCUCAACUAGUUCGUUUUUGAAAGGUUGGGCUUCUUGCUCUCGCGGGUGCUUCGAAAGUGUCUCUCCUUCUUUUAAUGCGGCAUCUCUGUUCCCAGCAAAUAAUAAUCUUCCGAUGGACUCCAUAGCUUCCCUGGGAAGAUCCAUGAUCAAAAUGGGAAAUUCAGUCACGACGAGAUUCCUUUUUGAUUCAUCAGCAUUAUCGGCUCUCAAGAGUAAAGUUGAUAUGGGAGAGGGUAUUCGGUCCCCAUCUCGAGUUGAAGCUGUGACCGCAUUCAUUUGGAAAUGUGCCAUGUCUGUUUCUAAAGCAAAAUCAGGAAUCCGAAAACCGUCUGUUCUAUCCCAUGCGGUGGAUUUACGAAGAAGAAUGGUGCCUCCUAUGGAAGAAUACUCCAUGGGGAAUCUCCUUUGGAUUCCAAGUUCACACUGCGGAAGCGAAGAUGAGAUAGAGCUGAAUUCCCUAGUUGGUAAGCUCAGGGAAACAAUCACAGAAAUCGAUGCUGAUUUCGUUAGAAAACUACAAACUGGGGAUGGGUUGUCCAUAAUUUCUAAGAAUGUGGAAGAGAUGGCUGCAUUAUGCUCCAAGGGUCCAGUGGAUUAUUACGGGUUCACCAGUUGGUCCAGAUUCGGAAUCUAUGAAACUGAUUUCGGGUGGGGAAAACCCAUCUGGGUUAGUAGUCACAAGAUAACAGGAUCGAUGUUCAUGAAUUUGGUCCAUAUGCUGGAAACAAGAGAGGGAGAUGGGAUGGAAGCAUGGAUAACACUGGAUGAACCUGAGAUGGCAAUGCUACUAGAUCAUCAGGAGUUCCUAGAAUUCGCCUCCGUGGAUCCAAGUCCACUUAACUGAUCGAGCAGCCUUAUUUUCCAUUUAUUCGCCUCACUUAC
Rhododendron vialii is the source of this 1432-nucleotide messenger RNA. RefSeq names its product stemmadenine O-acetyltransferase-like. The record is from RefSeq and is a predicted model, not a curated record. Bases 57 to 1394 code for a protein of 445 amino acids. The transcript has a single exon. NCBI's taxonomy places the organism in Eukaryota, Viridiplantae, Streptophyta, Magnoliopsida, Ericales, Ericaceae.